Molecule: messenger RNA, 1927 nt
Organism: Helianthus annuus (common sunflower)
Lineage: Eukaryota; Viridiplantae; Streptophyta; Magnoliopsida; Asterales; Asteraceae
Product: scarecrow-like protein 1
Exons: 1
Coding region: 478-1833 (451 amino acids)
Biological process (GO): regulation of DNA-templated transcription
Cellular component (GO): nucleus
Molecular function (GO): sequence-specific DNA binding; DNA-binding transcription factor activity
Source: RefSeq, a predicted model, not a curated record
AUUCUAUUCCCAUUCACGGACGCUAUUAACUAGCCGGCGUGGUGACAUUGUUAAUAGGUUAAUACAUUCACAAUUCUAUUUCCAUUCACAGACGCUAUUAACUAGCCGGCGUGGUGACAUUGUUAAUGGGUUAAUACAUUCACAAUUCUAUUCCCAUUCACACGCUAUUAACUAGCCGACGUGGUGACAUCGUUAAAGGGUAGCUAUUGAACCCACAGUGAGUAUACUAAAAGGACGUAAGAUUGAGUUGGCUAAGAGGUUAGGGGCCUAACUGAAAUAACAAUGAUACCUGUUUUGGUAAUGGAAAGCACGCGGCGCUGAGUGGCCACAAAAAUCAUAGUGUCGAUGACUUUGAGUGAGUGAGGUUGGUGGCAACCGUGUUGACACCUUUUAUCCAAUUUAUUUGCUGCUAGAUUACCAAACUUAUCUGCUGCAGAACAAAUAGGUAACCAGAUUAUUUUGAAUUUCAGUGAGAGCAUGAUUAGAUCGGUGUCACCGUAUGGAAACGAGAAGCUGUUCGUGUUGAAUGGCAGUUACUGUGUGGAAUCUGAAGAAUACUUGUUGUUAAGUGAGGAAGAUGUUGAAGGAGGAUUGAGUUAUGAUGAAGACAAGAUGAGGUUAAAGCUUCAAGAACUUGAAAGAGCGCUUGUUGAUGAUGAGGAGGAUUCUGAAUCAGCAGAAGCACCAGCAGCCUGUUCAUAUGAAUGUAGUAGCAGCCAGCAGCAAGUAUCUCCGAAAGACUUGCUUUUCGCGUGUGCUGUGGCGGUUUCUCAAGGCCGGACGGAAGAUGCAUCCAACAUGAUAAGCCAGCUCCGGCGAAGGGUCUCCAUCGACGGAGAGCCUUGGCAGAGGAUCUCAGCCUACAUGGUAGAAGCCCUUGCCGCCCGUCUCGCGGUGUCCGGGAAGGGUCUUUACAGAGCUCUCAAGUGCAAAGAACCACCUUCCAAAGAUCGGCUUUCGGCUAUGCAAGUGCUCUUCGAGGUUUGCCCCUGCUUCAGGUUUGGGUUUAUGGCCGCAAACGGUGCCAUUCUGGAGGCCUUUGCCGGUGAAAAAGCAGUGCACAUAAUCGAUUUUGAGGUUAGUCAAGGCAGCCAGUACAUAACCCUGUUGCAGACUCUGGCAGCUGAAAACAACAAGACGUGUCCUCGUUUUAGAUUGACCGGUGUGGAUGACCCGGACUCUAUUCAACGGCCCGUUGGUGGCCUCAACCACAUCGGCCUCAGGCUCAAGGAGCUUGCCAAAUCCCUCAAUCUAGACUUUGAAUUCAAUCCGGUGGGGGACCUCGACACACUUGAAUGCAGGCCGGGUGAGGCGCUGAUUGUAAACUUUGCCUUCCACCUCCACCACAUGCCUGAUGAGAGUGUUUCCACUCUCAAUCAACGAGAUCGCCUUCUGAGAAUGGUUAGAAGUCUAAACCCCAAACUUGUAACGCUUGUGGAGCAAAAUGUGAACACCAAUACGACCCCCUUUUUGCACAGGUUUCAUGAAGCCUAUACCUAUUAUUCUGCUAUGUUUGAUUGCCUAGACGCUACGCUUCCACGAGAAAGCCAAGAACGCGUCAACGUGGAGAAACAAUGCUUGGCUCGUGAAAUCGUCAACAUAAUCGCUUGUGAGGGAGAAGAAAGGGUUGAAAGGUACGAAGUGUGGGGAAAGUGGAAGGCCAGGAUGACCAUGGCCGGUUUCCAGGCUAGCCCCAUCACUGAAAAUGUUAAUCACAUGAUUCGGAAGCUCAUCAAACAGUAUAGCCACAGGUAUACCACCAACAUCCACAGUAAUGCACUUCAUUUUGGGUGGGAAGAUAAAGUCUUAAUUGUUGCUUCAGCUUGGAGAUAACUUUCAUUUCUCUUUUCUAUUUCUAUUUCUAUUUCUAUUAAUGUUAAAACCCAACAAAUAGUGACAGUUCUAAUGACAGUUCUAUUUCUCUCUA